GCUGGUUUCACUGGGGGAUGGAUGGAGGAGAGAUGUUGUGACAGGCUUCAUAUUCAGGCUGUAUCAUAGCUGUGUUUAUUGUUUUAACGUUGAGGGCUCAGGGGGUCACGAUGCACAGUUAGGUUCAUAUUAAGCUGAUUAUAAUCGCUUCAUUUAUGACUUUAUUUCGGGUGAAAACUAAUUUCCGGGCCCCAAAAUAGUGUCCCACAGCAGAGUCACAGUUCCUGGGUGUUGUUAUAUCUUGGGCCAAACCUCAGCCUCUUUGGAUUUAAAGAUUUUUAUAGUCCAUGUAUUUACCGGGCUGCACCUAUCCGCCAAAUUCUGACUUUGGCUCCAUCACUGCACCGUUUCUAGCGGAGAACAGCCCGGCUCAUGGCGCCUCUUCAGCGCGGAGACUGCCGGGCUACCACGAGCCACGGCAGCAGUAUCCUCCUCCGUGGAAAUGGACUCUCCACCAGGCGAACCGCGCCAUCACCUCUGCGCCAACAUCCUGCGUCAACCUGCCGGGGGAAGCCGUUUAUCACGAGUACCAGGGUUUACCAUCAUCAUCAUCAUCAUCAUCAUCGGAGACGAUAUUCAGCGCCGGUAAGGACAGCUUUGUGUACGGCGGAGCGGUUUACAGCGCCUCCGGUCCGCGCUUUUACGCACAGGCGUUUGGCGCAGACCCGCGGAGUUUCCCUGGCAGAUACACGGCGCUGAAUCCACAGCAUCGCUUCCCGGAAGAGCGGAGCCGGAUCCUGCCGCCUGUUUUUGAUCAGUUCUUCGAGUGUGCAGAGGACACGGUGGAUCAGAGAGCGCAGAUCACACUUGGGAGCCAACAGGAGACGGAGACACAUCAGGCCGAGUGGACGAGCUGUCACACCGGGGAGAGCAGCGAGGUGAGGGCGGGGUCAGAGUCACCCCAGGCUGGGAAGGAGGAAGAGGAGGAUGCGCCCUUAUCCAGCGGCAGUGGAGACAGUCAUGGCUCGGCAGAGCCCUGUGUGAUGAGAAAGAAGCGCUGUCCUUACUCCAAGCAGCAGAUCAGGGAGCUGGAGAGAGAGUUUCUAUUCAACAUCUACAUCAACAAGGACAGACGCAUGCAGCUGUCCCGCCUCCUGCGCCUCACAGACCGACAGGUGAAGAUCUGGUUCCAGAACAGACGAAUGAAAGAGAAGAAACUGAAAAGAGAGAGACUGCUGUACCACACAGGAUAUCACCUGUUCUGACCAAUGGGUUAUUGAGAAAGAAGUAAGAGACAGUCUAUCUUUCAGUCAUGCACAAGCUGUGGGAACGCUCUACAACCUUCUCACAGCCCUGUCUCAUUCCAGCCAUGUGGGCAGGUUAAUCAAGACAUAAAUAAAUAAAUGAAUCCAGUAUUCCUGCCAUGAGGAGUCCUCCAAGGCUCACGUUUAGGCCCCAUGUUUUUCUCGAGGACAAACACAUCCUGACAACUUCUCUAAUGAAUACUCUGUCUUGCUCCUGAUUUUCUUCUUGCCUUAUUCAAACCUGACUUCCCUCUGAAGUUAUGUGGCUGACUGUGAAGACAUUAACCCUUUCUUUGCCUCGGGGCUUCAUGUCCUAACUUUGAAAUGACAACAUACAUUUUAUAUCCUUUUUCCUUUCCAAAAACUAAACAUAGAGAAACAUGAAAUGCGGAUGUAGCUCUUUAUACGCUCGUCUGUGGAGCAUCCUGUUUUGGUGUUCACAUUUCUGAGAGUAUUUGAUUUUUUUUGGUCUUUUUGGUGUUUGAUGUUGAUUUGCACUGCUGACAAUCUAAAGAUGUGUCUGUGUAUUAAUGUUUCAGUUACUGAAUUAUAAAUCCUCUUGCUGUUCAUGUUCAUUUGUUUAUAACUUACACAAGUUAAUAAUACCUCAUAAAAUCUAAUUUCACCAUCUGUUUCGCUUAUAAAUCUAUCUGUUUAGGCAAGCGAAGGCAAUCUGUAUUAAUUAUUCUGAUAUCUCUGAGAUUUGAUAUCAGCAUUGUGACCAUUUUGUGUCAGCGUUUCUACAUGAAAGACUGUAAAUACUAAAAAUCUAAAACAUAUGAGUGCAAUUAUUUGGUUUACUUGGAUGUACUUUGUGAUUAGUUAAAUGUGAUUAAAUAUUGACUGACACAUCGUUAUGAAUGAGUCAUUAUUUCAGGUGC
Molecule: messenger RNA, 2125 nt
Organism: Epinephelus fuscoguttatus (brown-marbled grouper)
Lineage: Eukaryota; Metazoa; Chordata; Actinopteri; Perciformes; Serranidae
Product: homeobox protein Hox-D11b-like
Exons: 3
Coding region: 288-1205 (305 amino acids)
Biological process (GO): regulation of transcription by RNA polymerase II; anatomical structure development
Cellular component (GO): nucleus
Molecular function (GO): DNA-binding transcription factor activity, RNA polymerase II-specific; RNA polymerase II cis-regulatory region sequence-specific DNA binding
Source: RefSeq, a predicted model, not a curated record